ACUAUAAAGUAGUUGAAGAGGAAGGCGCCGGAGCGGUUUAUUCAACUGUGGUUUUCAGUCGUAUUUUGUGGUCAUAUGUUUAAUCUUUAUUUGGUGAUACUAUUAAUUUAUUGCUAGAUAUAAAGAAUAUAGAUUUAACCACAAUAAUGGCAUUUCCCAUAACCGUCAUAUCAGUAACAAUUACAAAGCAGUACAGGCCAAUAUCAUUUUUAAACGUUUUUACUCAUAAAAUAAAACAAUACAGCACAACGAAGGUGGAAUACAAUAAAAAUGAGUCUGUAGUAAUACCAAAAAAUAUACUGGCAGAUGAGGUAACCACAGAGAAGCCAACAAGUUUUGGUUUGAUUUAUGACACUAAACCAUCCAAAGUACUUUUAAAAGCAAAAAAGCGAUAUAACUGGUGCUGUUGUGGCCAAAGCAAAAACCAGCCUUUCUGUGAUGGGACACACAUGAAUCCCUUCAAGAGGAUAUCUUUGCGGCCAGUAAAGUUCAUGGUGGAAGAAGAAAAGGAAUACCUUCUGUGUAAUUGCAAGCAGACUGCACAUCGGCCAUUCUGUGACGGUACUCACAAACGAGAGGACAUUCAAAAACAUGUCAAAUCUUAAUUGUUACUGUUGAGGAUUGCUCUUUUACACAAAGGCUGUAAAUGUUCUGUCUGCUUUCUGUAUGUAGUGUAUAAUACUGUAACAUUCUAAAUAUUAUUACUUUAGCUUACAGUAGAUUACUGAAAUCUGUUUUAUAGUAAUAGCAAAUAGUGAAUGUGGCUGGGGAUCAGGUAGUGAUAUACCAACACUCAAGGAGACCCCACACACAUACAUAUGUGCAGGGGAUCAAGCCCGGUCACAUUUCUGCCCUGUUAGUUACCUAGAGCACUUCCCCAAUCAAUCCCAGACUUUCGUAUUUGUAAUUUUAUGUUAAAGUAUAACAAACAACAUAUAAUACAAUGAAAUUAUCACAGAGUA
Molecule: messenger RNA, 962 nt
Organism: Homalodisca vitripennis (glassy-winged sharpshooter)
Lineage: Eukaryota; Metazoa; Arthropoda; Insecta; Hemiptera; Cicadellidae
Exons: 3
Coding region: 147-605 (152 amino acids)
Cellular component (GO): intracellular membrane-bounded organelle
Molecular function (GO): 2 iron, 2 sulfur cluster binding
Source: RefSeq, a predicted model, not a curated record